Messenger RNA from Papaver somniferum (opium poppy), 1950 nucleotides. RefSeq names its product protein trichome birefringence-like 2. The transcript has 5 exons. Gene Ontology annotation, cellular component: Golgi apparatus. The coding region runs from base 206 to 1756 and encodes 516 amino acids. NCBI's taxonomy places the organism in Eukaryota, Viridiplantae, Streptophyta, Magnoliopsida, Ranunculales, Papaveraceae. Gene Ontology annotation, molecular function: O-acetyltransferase activity. The record is from RefSeq and is a predicted model, not a curated record.
CUCAACACUUUCUCCGAUGAUUAGAGAAACCCAAGUCUAAGUCCACUCUGCAGCAUUCUACACACAUUCUCUCAAUCUUAGAAAAUCAUUGUCUUGUUUGUCCAUCUUGUAUAUAGAUAUCGAGAUUUCAAGUUUGCAAGAAGUGGUUUCGAUCUGAAUUAUCAUCUAUUGGAGUGGGUUUGUCACACAAAUUUCGUUUAGUGCAAUGGAGUUUAUGAAACUUCCAUUUCCGGAGCAAUUCUCUCACUGGUUUUCAUUGAAAACGAAGGUAUUUUCAAGGUUUAGUAUAGGAGUAGGAUCUUCAAUACUUAUUCUAAGUUUGAUAUUUUUGUACUGCCCAUCAUCUUUAUUCCAACCUAUGUUUCAAGGAUUUCGCACUAGCAAUGAUCUUAAUAGGGGUAAUUCUUCUUCUUUAUCAUUUUCGAGUACUCCUUCUAAUUCAUCAAAUUUUUCUGAUUUUGAUUUGGGAAAAAUGGGAAAAGCCCAUGAUGGGAUUCAAUGGAAUGUUUCAGAGGGAUCGAAGAAUUCCAGCUUUUUGAGUUCUACGGGAGGAAGAGGAAACAAAUCCCUUGAAGGGAGUGUUUCCGAGGGUUCGAAAAAUGCAACCUUUUUGAGUUCUAUUGGAGAAGAACAAAGAACCCAUGAAGGGAAUUUUACUGAGCAGAAGAUAAAUGAGAGUUUAAUUAGUGAAGGAGAUGGCAACAGUACUAGUUCUUCUUCUAUUAAUGAAGGUAAGAAGAAAUGUGAUAUAUAUAAUGGGAAAUGGGUAAGAGAUGAAAAGGUACCAUAUUAUCCGGUUGGUUCAUGUCCAUACAUUGAGAGAUCUUUUAAUUGUCGUAUAAAUGGAAGACGUAACGAUGAUUAUUUGAAAUGGAGAUGGCAACCAGAUGAAUGCGAUAUACCCAGAUUGAACGCUACUGAUUUUCUGGAGAGGUUGCGUGGAAAGAGGAUCACUUUCGUCGGGGAUUCGCUAAACCGGAAUAUGUGGGAGUCAUUGGUGUGCAUACUUCGGCAUGGUGUCGCAAAUAAGAGCAGAGUUCACGAGAUAUUGGGAAGAAACAGCUACAGAGGACAUGAACUAUACGAUUUUAGAUAUGAGGACUACAACUGUUCUGUGCAGUAUGUGAGUGCUCCCUUUCUGGUUAAAGAAACAUAUACGAAACAUCCAAAGUUGAGAUUAGAUGUGAUGGAUCUAACGACAUCAAAAUUUCGUGAAGCUGAUGUGAUAGUCUUUAAUACAGGCCACUGGUGGAAUCAUGAGAAAACUUCUAAAGGAGAGAACUACUACCAGGAAGGACCACAUGUGUACCAAAAACUAGAGGUACUGGAAGCAUUCGAGAAAGCUCUCAGUACUUGGGGCAAAUGGGUUGACGACAACAUCGAUACUAACAGAACUCAGGUCAUCUUCAGAGGGUAUUCAGUUGCCCAUUUCAAGGGUGGACAAUGGAACUCAGGCGGUCAUUGCCAUAAAGAAACUAAGCCAACCUUCAAUGCAUCAAAUUUAGCUCAGUACGUUAAGAAGAUGGAAAUUGAAGAAAGCGUGCUGCAACAAAUGAAAGCUCCUGUAACAUAUAUGAACAUAAGUAGGCUUACAGACUACAGAAAGGAUGGUCACCCUUCAGUAUACGGGAAAAACUAUAAGACUGAUCAAGAACGAGCUGCAGCUGUGCAGGACUGCAGCCACUGGUGCUUACCUGGAGUUCCUGACACAUGGAAUGAAUUAUUGUACGCUUCACUCCUAAAAAUAGGCACUUAAACGUCAAGUAAAGAAGUUAAGAAUGUGUUGGUUAUAUUUGCACGCCAUUCUUUCAUUCUUUGGCAUUGAAAGUUGUACAUUAGGUGUAGAAGUCACGGCAGUGCUCUUGAUAUCUCAUCUUCCUUGCUGUCAAUAUCUGUCUACCUGUAAAUGUCUUAUAUAUACAUCUCUAAAUGUCAGGCUUUUUCUGGUUA